CUUGAAGGCCUAGUAGGAAUUAGAGAGAAAUGGAGAUGUAUUUUGAUCAAAUCACUAUUUAGGGCUUGAGAAAAAAAAGGAUAUGCACUGUUCAUGAGGAGGGGAGGUGGGUGUUUUUGCUCCGCCGCCAAGGAACUUCACGAGGGGCUCUCCAUCACCCUCCACUCCUCGCCGACACUGAUGGUCCCUCCUCUCCUUUCCUUCUCUUCGACGCCAUCUCCUCCUCUCCUCUUGGUUUUCUCCGCCGCCACCACGUCCAGGAGAGGUGCUCGUUGGAGAAGGCGGCCACCAGGAAGAGGGAGGAGACCACUUUCUCCACCCCCAGCGGCGGUCACAUCUGACACCAGCAGCUCUCUCUUUCCCUCUUUCUCACACCCACCGGCAGCCCAAACGCCUCUCCUCUCGUCGACAGUCCUAGCGAAAGUUACUGCCUCCUCCCUUCUCCAUGCUGGCGCCGCCAAGGAACACUGUCGCCGCCUCCUACAAGCCGAUGCCGCCCAGAAACAUCGCUACCGUCUAACACACGCUGGCGCACACCUCUAUCGCCUCUCACGCCAGCUUCUCGUCGCCUCUUCCUCAGCCGAGGAGGCUGCCGCCGAGCUGUCCCUCUUCUCCUCUCCUCCUCUCUCAUUCGGCAUACGUCGCUGCAUCCAGCAGCUGCCAUCGCAGCUGGCCACCAAGACGCACCUUGUCAUUGUCUCCCGUCAAGAGGGCAGUAGCUCCCUUUUCAAUGCCGCUGCAGGAGCUUGCAGCCACCAUGCGCUGCAGCCAGGUACGUUCUCUAUUCUUAUGCGUAUUUCAUUAUUAUAUGUCUUAGUUUGUUAUUUAUAUAUUCGUUGGAUCUGCCUCGAGCAUCGGGGUACCAGGGACCGGGGCGACUCGAUCGCUAGCUGUAGGUAGCCGAAUCGCGAUACCUCGGAGGGAAGGGGGGGUAUGCUGAGAUGACCUCUAUGUUGACCAAGUCGUCAGAAGUCCUCUGGUCAACGCUACCUCACUUGUUGGUCCAUCUGACUCAGAUUCCGGACAACAUCAGAGGCCAAUGCACUUGAUCUCAUCCGAGGUAGAGAGGAAUCAAGGAACUUAUUAGGAUAUGGCUAGGAUCUUCAAAAGAAAAGACGCGCGACCUUGCAAAGAAAGCAUUGGAUUCAAAUUCUUCAUUUUCUUCCGAGAUGUAUACAAGUUGAGACAGAAAAAAACUCUCGUUGAAGAUUAGUCUUAUUGUAUAACUUACAUUAAUUUGGUUGUUAAAUUUUACACUGUAGUAGAUAAAAUUGUGAUGCCAAAUAUAAAUUUGGUAGUUAAAUUA
Zingiber officinale is the source of this 1306-nucleotide messenger RNA. RefSeq lists its product as uncharacterized. NCBI's taxonomy places the organism in Eukaryota, Viridiplantae, Streptophyta, Magnoliopsida, Zingiberales, Zingiberaceae. The record is from RefSeq and is a predicted model, not a curated record. Bases 94 to 900 code for a protein of 268 amino acids. The transcript is spliced from 2 exons.